This is a messenger RNA of Galdieria sulphuraria, 765 nucleotides long. Its product is annotated as transcription regulator. Gene Ontology annotation, molecular function: transcription coactivator activity. The transcript has a single exon. The record is from RefSeq and is a predicted model, not a curated record. Gene Ontology annotation, biological process: regulation of transcription by RNA polymerase II. Lineage: Eukaryota; Rhodophyta; Bangiophyceae; Galdieriales; Galdieriaceae. Gene Ontology annotation, cellular component: mediator complex; core mediator complex. The coding region runs from base 70 to 642 and encodes 190 amino acids.
GAGUUGGAGGGGAAUUAUUCGUGAUUCCUUACAACCAUAAGACAGAAAGAGAAAGAAGAAAGUUCCACGAUGCAAGGGAAUAGAGCUAGUUUAGUUGAAGACUUGGCUCAUCUUUCUUGGAGAGAUAAUUGGUUUUUGGCAAACUUUCCAUUGACCCAAGAGACAGUUUUAGACUAUUUUUCAGGUUCUCCUUUUUAUGACCCUUCUUGCAACAAUGAGCAGAUUCGAAUGCAGAAACUCGACCCUGAAGUUCUCUACAAUUUGGUUGGAACAGAAUAUAUGGUAACGAACCAACAAGAGCCAGUCUUUUUCGUCGUCGAGAAGGUAUACAGAUACAAUAGAGAGGAAACGAAGACGCUGCAAGUAUUCUACAUUAUACAAGGAACAGUAUAUCAAGCUCCUUCUCUUCGAAGUUUAUUAUUGUCAAGGUUGUCAGAGAGUUUUUUUCAUAUAUCCGAAAGUUUUGAGUCCUUGCAGCAAGCCUCGUUGUUUAGCAAAGUAUCGAGCAAUCUGUUACUGAACUUUGAUAGAGAAGAGGAACAAGACAAAGUGGAAAACUUGGAGAAAUGGACCAAAACUUUGCCACAGGAACCCAAAGCAGUGGAAACAUCCCUUAUUGACCGUAUUCUAUCCUCCCUUUAGGAUUCGAAACAAGUCAUUGUGCAAAUAUCCAAGUGUUGUGAAUAAUUAUAUAAACAAUACUGGUGUAUGUAUUAUGUACCUCAGUUGUCAGAUGGCACUAUUAAUGAAGGUUUCACAUACCCU